Molecule: messenger RNA, 2604 nt
Organism: Argentina anserina (silverweed cinquefoil)
Lineage: Eukaryota; Viridiplantae; Streptophyta; Magnoliopsida; Rosales; Rosaceae
Exons: 6
Coding region: 241-2400 (719 amino acids)
Molecular function (GO): glycosyltransferase activity
Source: RefSeq, a predicted model, not a curated record
GAACUCACUGUGUUUCUGUGACUCUGUAAGUCUGAGCUUUGAGUUUGAGGAGGUGAAGCUCGGAUCUUCAAAUCUGAGCUUCGGAAGCGCAACUCAUACAGAAUCCAGUGAUAGAAUGCUAAAUGCUGUUGCUAUCUGAUAUCGAUCUAUAGUGCGGCGCUGUACCCCUUUUUAGUGGUAGGUUUCUUCGAGCAAUGUGGUUUAAGUUUCUCGGUGGGGUAAGAUAGUUAAAGAAACCAAAUGGAGGAGGGCAUUAAAGGAGAUUAUAAGUUGUCGAGGGGAAUUGGAAGUUUUAAGUCUACAUUGUCAGGGCGAUCAAGUCCACGAAACUCUCCUUCAUUCAAGAGAUUGCAUUCAAGCCGUACGCCCCGAAGAGAAGCUAGGAGUAGUGGAGGUGCACAGUGGUUUCGGAGCAAUCGGUUACUGUUUUGGUUGUUACUGAUUACUCUUUGGGCUUAUCUUGGAUUUUAUUUUCAGUCAAGUUGGGCACAUAGCAAUAACAAGGAUAAUUUUUUGGGGGUUGGAAAUGAAGAAAGCAAUGAGAAGGCGGAUGCUGAGCAGAUUCAGCGGCGAGAUUUGCUUGAUAGUCCGGCGGCCCUGAAAAAUGAGACUGGCCAAAAUCAAACAGAAGCUGAUAAAAGCAUAGGUGUGGGUUUGGCAAAAAAAGAUAAUGGAGCUGCAUCUCGUAGGAGCCUCAGUGCAAAGAAGAAGAGUAAGAAAACAGCUCGUGGUAAAGCCCGGGGUAAGCCGAAGAAAAGUGUGCCUGUUGAAAUCCAUGAGAUGGAAGAGCAGGAACCGGACAUUCCUAAGACCAAUGCAUCUUAUGGAAUGCUCGUUGGUCCAUUUGGUUCUACAGAGGAUAGAAUUUUAGAAUGGAGUCCUAGAAUACGAUCUGGAACCUGUGACAGGAAGGGGGACUUUGCCCGUCUCGUAUGGUCAAGAAGAUUUAUGUUAAUUUUCCAUGAACUUUCAAUGACUGGAGCACCACUAUCAAUGAUGGAGCUGGCGACAGAGCUUUUGAGCUGUGGAGCCACAGUUUCUGCCGUAGUUCUUAGCAAGAAGGGUGGCUUGAUGCCAGAGCUUACUAGGCGAAAAAUCAAGGUUCUUGAAGAUAAAGCAGAUCAUAGCUUCAAAACUGCCAUGAAACAAGAUCUCGUUAUUGCUGGUUCAGCAGUCUGUGCAUCAUGGAUUGAUCAAUACAUUGAUAAGUUCCCAGCUGGUGCAAGUCAAAUUGCUUGGUGGAUCAUGGAAAACCGGAGAGAGUACUUCGAUAGGGCAAAGGUUGUGCUAGGUCAAGUAAAAAUGCUGGCUUUUCUAUCAGAAUCACAGUCAAAACAAUGGCUAGAUUGGUGUGAAGAAGAAAAGAUUAAGCUGAGGGAGAAGCCAGCAAUUGUGCCACUGUCAAUUAACGAUGAAUUAGCAUUUUCAGCUGGCAUAGGUUGCUCGCUAAAUACUCCAGCAUCUAGUACUGAGAAGAUGCUGGAAAAAAUGAAGUUAUUGCGAGAUGCAGUCAGGAAGGAGAUGGGGUUAACAGAUAAUGAUAUGCUUGCAAUAUCUCUAAGCAGUAUAAACCCUGGAAAGGGCCAGCUCUUGGUUCUGAACUCAGCACGCUUGGUAAUAGAAGAACCUCAGCCAGAUAAUCCUAAGAUAAAAAAUUCAGUACGGAAGGGUCGAGCCCAUUCUGCCUUGGGUAGAAAGCAUCACUCAAGAUCUUUGCUUCAAAGGUUCAAUGAUCAUGCUGUAUCAUUAAAGGGAUUUCCACUGUCCACUAAAUCCAGUGUCCACUUUAAAGAAUACCGGAAGAAGCAGUUGCAUUUACGUAACCGCUUUGCCUCUGUUGAUGAAUUAAAUGCCUCAAACUUCAUUGUCACUCACAAGAGGAAAGUAUUGUCAGAUAAUGGAGGAACAGUGAAACAAUCUGCAAAGUUUCUUAUUGGUUCUGUUGGAUCUAAGAGCAAUAAGGUGGCUUAUGUGAAAGAACUCUUAAGCUUUCUAUCUCAGCAUUCAAACCUGUCAAAAUCGGUGCUUUGGACUCCCGCAACCACGCGUGUAGCCUCGCUGUACUCUGCCGCUGAUGUUUAUGUCAUGAACUCUCAGGGUCUGGGAGAAACUUUUGGGAGAGUGACAAUCGAAGCCAUGGCAUUCGGUCUUCCGGUGCUUGGAACAGAUGCUGGGGGCACAAAAGAGAUUGUCGACCACAAUGUAACAGGUCUGCUUCAUCCUCUGGGGCAUCCCGGUACUCAGGUCCUAGCCAAAAAUCUCCGGCUUUUGCUGAAAAACCCAGAAUUAAGGAAGCAAAUGGGAUUGAAAGGAAGAGAAAAGGUGGAGAAGAUGUACUUAAAGCGGCACAUGUACAAGAAAUUUGUUGAAGUUCUUCUCAAGUGCAUGAGACCCAAGUAGACAUCUCUCUCUUUUAUUGCUUCGGAAUUUCAGAGGGUGCUAUGAGUGCAGAACAGAAAUUACGUUCCUCCCAGUGAUUGAGUGAUAGAUGAUACCAAGUGUUGCUAAUUUCUUUUCAUUGAGGAAAUGUAAGAAAUGUUUUGAUUGGUGGAAGAGCUUAUUGGUCUGAAAUUUAAAUGUCAAGCUGAAAGCAAAUUUGUUGCA